UUCCCUUUAUCCUGCUCUCUGGAUACCUGGCCUGCCGAAGAAUGAUCGUAUAACCUGGGAAAAGUGACCUUCCCUGAGGGACAUUUGGCAGUUUUUUUCGUGCAGGGGCAGAUUAUACUUGCCAAUGCAAUCUCAAGGUCAGGGGUAAUGCUAUUGGUAUCUAAUCUCAAAUUUACCAACUCGGAUAUCCCUCCCUUUUGCUGAUAUGGUUUCUGACUCUUCAAAUUGAUGAAUCAUAAAGGGACACUCAUGGAAAAUCUUUUUAUAGAAAUGGGAAUAUUGUUUCUGGUCCCUGCUUUUCUAUUUUGGGGGCCUGGAGAAAGGAAAGAUUUAAGGUGCUGUCACACUUCUAAAGCACACGGAGGCCAACAGGAUAACAACUCUGACUUGAAACUUGUACUCGGAUCCAAAACUGAGACAGCUUUAUUUGACACUGUCAGCAGUCACUGGGACUUUUAAAGAAGUGGAGCACAUUAAAACACAAAACUGCCCCAACUAAUAAAAGAAAAGUAUCAUUGAAAAUUACGACUAUGUAAAGGGUUGUCGAAACGCCAGGUGUCAAGAUGACCGAGCGCUUUGACUGCCACCAUUGUAAUGAAUCUCUCUUUGGCAAGAAGUAUAUUUUGAGGGAGGAGAACCCCUUCUGCGUGGAGUGCUUCGAGACCCUCUACGCCAACAACUGUGAGGAGUGUAAGAAGCCCAUCGGCUGUGAUUGCAAGGACUUGUCUUACAAGGACCGGCACUGGCAUGAGAGCUGUUUCCACUGCUCGCAGUGCAAGAACUCGCUGGUGGACAAGCCCUUUGCUGCCAAGGAGGACCAGCUGCUCUGUACAGAAUGCUACUCCAGCGAGUACUCAUCCAAGUGCCAUGAAUGCAAGAAGACCAUCAUGCCAGGUACCCGCAAGAUGGAGUACAAGGGGAGCAGCUGGCAUGAGACCUGCUUCAUCUGCCAUCGCUGCCAGCAGCCAAUUGGAACCAAGAGUUUCAUCCCCAAAGACAAUCAGAACUUCUGUGUUCCCUGCUAUGAGAAACAAUAUGCCAUGCAGUGUGUGCAGUGCAAAAAGCCCAUCACCACCGGGGGAGUCACUUAUCGGGAGCAGCCUUGGCACAAGGAAUGCUUUGUGUGCACCGCCUGCAAGAAGCAGUUGUCUGGGCAGCGUUUCACGUCUCGAGAGGAGUUCGCCUACUGCCUGAAUUGCUUCUGUGAUUUAUACGCCAAGAAGUGUGCUGGCUGUACCAACCCCAUCAGCGGCAUUGGAGGCACGAAGUACAUCUCCUUUGAAGAGCGGCAGUGGCAUAACGAUUGCUUCAACUGUAAGAAGUGUUCCCUUUCGUUGGUGGGUCGAGGCUUCCUCACAGAAAGGGAUGACAUCCUUUGCCCUGACUGUGGAAAAGAUAUCUGAAGGCAAGACAGAGAAGCUCCUGCGCGCAGUAUAUACAGAUUUAUAUAUUUUCUUUCUCAGCCAGGCGCUAUUGUGUUCUGGUUUUCAUCAGCCACGUCAAGACUUUCCUCUUGUGCUUCUCAGUGACGUUCACGUUUGUUUAAGCCCUUUAAUCCCUUGUACUGCUUCAGUCCCGGGGAAGGAGAAAACUUAUGUAAACCCUGGGGGCGGAAGGUGGUUUUGAAUUUUUGUAACGGAGUCAGGCAAAUCCAAAAGGAAAACUUUGAAUGAUGUCAUUAUAAAUCUAUCUUUCUGUCACUGCAUAUUUAAUUUUUAAGUGCAAUGAACAUAUGUCACAAACUUGAAAAUUUUCCGAACUGAAUAAGGUCAUGAAGAGUUAGUUAUUUACAGCUGUGUAACUUCCUGUCAUAGAAAGCCUAAAGCGACAUUACGUGAUUUACAAUAAAGUUAUUCAGUACA
This is a messenger RNA of Trichechus manatus latirostris (Florida manatee), 1862 nucleotides long. RefSeq names its product four and a half LIM domains 2 (gene FHL2). The transcript is spliced from 6 exons. The coding region runs from base 564 to 1403 and encodes 279 amino acids. The record is from RefSeq and is a predicted model, not a curated record. Gene Ontology annotation, molecular function: transcription factor binding; transcription coregulator activity. Gene Ontology annotation, cellular component: nucleus; Z disc. Gene Ontology annotation, biological process: negative regulation of transcription by RNA polymerase II; negative regulation of calcineurin-NFAT signaling cascade. Lineage: Eukaryota; Metazoa; Chordata; Mammalia; Sirenia; Trichechidae.